Nothobranchius furzeri (turquoise killifish) is the source of this 1971-nucleotide messenger RNA. It is a transcript of the gene ppm1na, whose product is annotated as protein phosphatase, Mg2+/Mn2+ dependent, 1Na (putative). Gene Ontology annotation, cellular component: nucleus; cytosol. The record is from RefSeq and is a predicted model, not a curated record. Gene Ontology annotation, biological process: positive regulation of canonical Wnt signaling pathway; peptidyl-threonine dephosphorylation; negative regulation of canonical NF-kappaB signal transduction. Gene Ontology annotation, molecular function: magnesium ion binding; protein serine/threonine phosphatase activity; manganese ion binding. NCBI's taxonomy places the organism in Eukaryota, Metazoa, Chordata, Actinopteri, Cyprinodontiformes, Nothobranchiidae.
GAUUUUCUUUAUACAUGAUCUCCUGCCUCGUGUCAUCCUGGGUACUGCAUUUUGGGUCCUACCAACACCGCAUUGUGACAAUUCUAUUUGGAGAUUACCCAGACGUGCUACCCAGAGAUGUGAGGCAGUGCUGAGAGGAGGAAGACGUCACACGUAGAUUAGGAAACAGAAAAGCACGACCGAAUGAGGCAGGAAAAAGAGAAGGAGGGUGAACUGAGAGUCGGAGAGGAACCCUAAUGUGACAAGACGCAUUUUUUUUAAAUGAUGUAAUUUCUACAAGUCAGUUUUAGGAUGAACAAAGAGGCUUGAUGCUCUUAUUUUUAUCCUUCUUUUUCUUUUAUCAACAUUCUUUCUGAAGUCUUUUACUUUUUGCCUACUCAGGCUGGCACAAACAAGCUGUUGCCCUGGACCUGCUGAGGAGAACACACAGCCGGAGGAGAGGCACCGGCAGGAGACUCACCGCUGCCCGUUCCAGCAGGGGGCUUGAGCUUAGGCUCCGUGGGGUCAUGAGGACGGCCAGGCGCGCAAGUAACGUGGAGGUUCCCUCCUUCCUCCGUCAGCUGGUCAAGGAGACAGAGAAAAUGGUGACUUUCUUCUUCAAAGGGGGACCCAGCGAAAGGGUUCCAGGAGAGGAGGAAAACCUAAACGAGGAUGACACAAUGCCGAGCCCCUACCUGGAACGUCCCAUCCUGGAGAAGCACGUGUCCGAGGGGGGCUCUCAGCUGGGGUUGAACUAUGCUGUGGCGAGCAUGCAGGGCUGGAGGGCUCAUAUGGAGGAUGCUCACACCUGUAUGCCCCAGCUGAAAGGAGAGCUGGAGGACUGGGCUUACUUUGCUGUUUUUGAUGGACAUGCAGGCAUCACGGUGGCCCAGUACUGCUCCAGAAACCUGCUGGAUCACAUCCUGACAACAGGUGGGAUCAAAGCAAACGAAGACCCUGAGCAAGUGAAGGAAGGAAUCCGUGAAGGCUUCCUGGACAUCGAUCGCCACAUGCACAAAAUGGCUCGCCAGGACACCUGGGACAGGAGUGGCUCCACGGCAGCAGCUGUCAUGAUCUCACCACACCACAUUUACUUCAUCAACUGUGGGGACUCACGCACUCUCCUGUGCAACGACGGCCAAGUGAUCUUCUACACAGAGGACCACAAGCCAUUCAACCCCAGAGAGAAAGAGAGGAUCCAGAAUGCCGGCGGCUCAGUGACCCUGCAAAGAAUCAAUGGCUCGCUGGCCGUUUCCAGAGCACUGGGAGACUUUGACUUCAAGGAGGUGGAUUGGAGGCCGGAAACGGAGCAGCUGGUGUCCCCAGAGCCAGAGGUGUACGAGCUGGAGCGCACGCCUGAGGAUGAGUUCCUUAUUCUUGCAUGUGAUGGAGUAUGGGACGCCAUCGGGAAUGAGGAGCUGUGUGCGUUUGUGCGCAACCGUCUGCAGGUGUGCGAUGACCUGAGAGACAUCUGUGCACAAGUCAUUGACCUGUGCCUGUACAAGGGCAGCUUGGACAACAUCAGCAUCAUCAUCGUGUGCUUCCGAGGAGCCCCCCAGGUGUCCCAGGAGGCGCUGCAGCAGGAGGCAGAGCUAGAGCAGCACAUUGACAUGAAAGUGGAAGAAAUUAUCCAGAGGAUGAGGUCCAAAGCUGAGAACCCAGACCUUCUGUAUGUGAUCAAAUUUCUGGCAGAAGAAGAGAUGCCAGGGCUUCCACCAGGGGGCGGCAUCACAAGCAAAAGAGACUGUAUCAUAUCAGCUUAUCAGAAACACAUCUCAGCCCUUCGGACUCACGAGCCUAUGGACAUCGGAGGAUCAGAGGAGGACUCAAACUAAAACUGUAACCAAGGAAACCAAAACAAAACCAGCUUCAAUAAUGAUUUAAACUGGUUUUGUUUCACAUUUUAGAUUUCUUUCUCUAACUUGUUCUUUUUAAUCCUGGUCUCAAACAUCUGCUUUCUGUUAAACGGAAAUAAAAUUUGGAUUAAACGCC